AUGGUCAAGCUAGGGUUUUCUUCUCCCCCUCCUCCCCAGCCACCAGCCGCCGGCCGACCCAUCACCGCCGCCGCCGCCAUGGCCGGUGUUCUCACUCCUCCUCCCUGCGCGGCCGCGGGCGUGGCCCCUAGCGCGGUCGCGGGAUCGGCGCGCGCAGGCGCGGCCUCCAGCGCCGCUAGCCCCAGCGCAGAUACGUCCCUGUUUAUCUACCACCAUGGAGCCGAGACUGCGUACCUGCUGCUCUAUGUUGAUGACAUUGUCCUCACAUCUUCCAGUCCUUCACUACUGCGCCGCAUCAUCAACGCUCUUCAGCACGAGUUCCCUCUGAAGGAUCUGGGUGUCCUCCAUCACUUUCUCGGAGUCACUGUUGAGCCUCGCCCCACUGGGCUUCUUCUACACCAGCGGCAGUACACUCUUGAUAUCCUGGAGCGAGCAGGGAUGACUAGCUGCAAGCCCUGCUCCACUCCGGUUGACACUCAAGGCAAGUUGUCAGAGGCCGAGGGCAGUCUAGUGGCAGACCCCACUGCGUACCGGAGUCUUGCUGGUGCACUUCAGUACCUCACUUUCAUCAGGCCGGACAUCACAUAUGCCGUGCAACAGGUCUGUCUCCACAUGCAUGAUCCUCAAGAGCCCCACCUGACUGCUCUCAAGCGCCUCCUCCGCUACCUCCGCGGCACCGUCGACUAUGGGUUGCUUCUUCACCGGUCUCCCUCCACUGAGCUGGUCGUCUACACUGACGCUGACUGGGCUGGGUGCUCGGACACUCGGCGCUCUACCUCCGGCUACGCCGUCUUCUUAGGCGGUAACCUGGUGUCCUGGUCGUCCAAGCGCCAGCCGUUCGUCUCCCGCUCCAGUGCCGAGGCGGAGUACCGCACUGUUGCCAACGGCGUGGCUGAGGCUUCAUGGCUCCGGCAACUCCUUGCCGAGCUCCAUAGCCCUCUCUCCAGGAGCACGCUGGUCUACUGUGACAAUGUCAGUGCAGUGUACCUCUCCACCAACCCUGUGCAGCACCAGCAGACCAAACAUGUGGAGAUUGAUCUCCACUUUGUCCGUGAUCGAGUCGCCAUCGGCGAUGUUCGGGUCCUCCACGUCCCGACCACCUCCCAGUUCGCCGACAUCUUCACCAAGGGUCUCCUGUCCUCUACCUUCACCGAAUUUCACUCCAGCCUCAACAUCACCAGUGGCUAG
Messenger RNA from Sorghum bicolor (sorghum), 1188 nucleotides. RefSeq lists its product as uncharacterized. The coding region runs from base 1 to 1188 and encodes 395 amino acids. The transcript is spliced from 2 exons. The record is from RefSeq and is a predicted model, not a curated record. NCBI's taxonomy places the organism in Eukaryota, Viridiplantae, Streptophyta, Magnoliopsida, Poales, Poaceae.